This is a messenger RNA of Boleophthalmus pectinirostris (great blue-spotted mudskipper), 2799 nucleotides long. RefSeq names its product arylsulfatase H (gene arsh). Lineage: Eukaryota; Metazoa; Chordata; Actinopteri; Gobiiformes; Gobiidae. Gene Ontology annotation, molecular function: arylsulfatase activity. The transcript has 11 exons. The coding region runs from base 158 to 1912 and encodes 584 amino acids. The record is from RefSeq and is a predicted model, not a curated record.
UGCGCCUCUUCGUUCCACAUUACGGUACUGGUGCGUGACUUCCGGUGCGUUACGGUAGAGGAUAAGGAAGCCCCCGCCCGCACGCACGCACGCAUGCACGCACGCGCCUCCUCGUGAAUAGUCCCGCAUUGAUCCGGAGCUGUGCGGAGCGCGCGCCAUGCGGUGUGUGUGGGGGGCGUGUCUGCUCGUCUCCGUCCUCUCGGCCGCAGGAAGUGAUGUCACCGAUAAGGACCGCCUCCCGAACUUCGUCCUGAUGAUGGCGGACGACCUCGGCAUCGGGGACGUCGGUUGCUACGGUAACGACACCAUCAGGACUCCUCACAUUGACAGAUUGGCGUCUGAGGGGGUCAAACUGACCCAGCACCUGUCUGCUGCCCCCUUGUGCACGCCGAGCCGCACCGCCUUCCUCACGGGACGCUACGCCCUGCGCUCAGGUCUGGGCAGUGAUGGUCGUGUGCAGGUCUUGUUGUUCCUCGGAGGUUCUGGAGGUCUCCCUCCGUCUGAAAUCACCUUCGCCAAGAGACUCCAGGCUCAGGGCUACAGCACAGGCCUCGUGGGUAAGUGGCACCAGGGCGUGAGCUGCGAGCGUCGUGACGAUCACUGUCACCACCCGAACCUUCACGGCUUCUCGUCGUUUUACGGUUUGCCCUUCACCCUGUUCUCCGACUGUGUGCCCGGAAACGGCAGCAACGUCCUGCUCGACCUGCAGGGGGCGCUCUGCAGCCUCACCCUGCUGCUGGGGCUGGGGCUCGCCACGCUGGUGUGUGUGCGCUGGUGCGGCCUGUUGGACCUCAGCUCGUCCUUCCUCCUGUCUCUGCUGCUCGUCUUCGUGGUCCUGGCGUCGGUGUGGUUGGUUCCGUUCGGGUUCUUGCGCAGGUGGAACUGUGUCCUGAUGAGGGACGGGGAGGUGGUGGAGCAGCCCCUCAGGACGGAGACUGUUCCCCGGCGGCUCCUCGCGGAGGCCCAGGACUUCAUCCACAGAAACAAAGAGCGUCCGUUCCUGCUGUUCUUCUCCCUGCUCCACGUGCACACGCCGCUCUUCACAAACCCCCAGUUCGCGGGGAAGAGCGUCCACGGUCUGUACGGGGACAACCUGGAGGAGAUGGACUGGAUCGUCGGUCAGGUGACGGAGACGGUGGACUCUCUGGGCCUGUCCAACCGCACCCUGAUGUACUUCACCUCGGACCACGGAGGACACCUGGAGGACCGGGACCACGCGGGGCAGAACGGAGGAUGGAACGGCAUUUACAAAGGUGGGAAGGCGAUGGGCGGCUGGGAGGGGGGGAUCCGGGUGCCGGGGAUAUUCCGCUGGCCCGGCAGGUUACCCCCCGGCAGACAGGUGCACGAGCCCACCAGCCUCAUGGACCUGUACCCCACCCUCAAGCACCUGGCCCGGGACACCCGACCUGACAGGCCUCUGGACGGACACAACCUGAUGCCGCUGCUGGAGGGAACGGCCCACAGGUCCCAGCACGAGUUCAUGUUCCACUACUGCGGAGUUCACCUCAACGCCGUCCGCUGGCACCCGCCCGGAAGUGACUCCAUCUUCAAAGCUCACCUGUUCACCCCGAACUUCUCCCCAGAGGGCGCUGUGGGCUGCUACCACACUCGGGUCUGCAUGUGCCACGGCGAGCACGUGACCCCGCAGACUCCGCCCCUCCUGUACGACCUGAGCCGCGACCCGUCCGAGUCCGUCCCGCUGAGCCCGCAGACGGAGCCGCGGUACCACGAGGUGCUGCGGCGGGUGGACGAGGCCGUGCGGAGACACAGGCGCUCGCUGGAGGGGCAGGUCCACUCCGACGGACCCUCCGCUCAGAUGUCCUGGUCCCGGGUCCUCUGGAGGCCCUGGCUCCAGCCGUGCUGCGGGACGUUCCCCUUCUGCGGCUGCGAGGAGGAAGAGACCGGACUGUAGACGCCACAUCCUCCUAAAGACAAAAAGACAAAAAGUUUAUUCCAAUUCUGUAUAUAAAUAUUUUUGGUGAUUUUCUGUCUAUUUGAAGGUAAAUGAGCACCUUAGUGUUUAUAUUUUAUUCAUUUAAUUUAGAUUUAUUCUUUUAGAGCAUGUCCUCUGUACUGGAGUUAAAUCUGUGUGAAGUUAAAUGAACAAUAACACUUUUUUGAUGAGCAACGUUUAAAUAUUGAACAGCAGAAACCUCAGAGCCUCGGGGAUAAACAGAAUUUGUUUGCAGCUCUGUUCCUGUUGUUGAUUUAUAAACAGUGUUGUGGAGUAACAGAUUACAUGUACUGGAGUUAUGUAAUCAGAGUACAAAUGAUGAGUAACUGUAUUCAGUUACAGUUACUGUUUCAGUGAGUGGGAAUUGGAUUACAGUUACUUUGUUGAAAUAAAUGGAUUACACAGAGGGAUUUAACUGUUUUCACAUUUUGGGCUAAACCAUUUUUUUUGUUUUGUUUUGUUUGGUAAUUCCACUCACUGCCAGAAACUAAACCAGGUCUAAACCCAGGUCCAAACCAGUUCUAAACCAGGUCUAAACUAGGUCUAAAACAGGAUUUAAUAGGUCUAAAACCAGGUCUAAACCCAGGUCCAAACCAGGUCUAAACCAGGUCUAAACCAGGUCUAAACCAGGUCUAAACCAGGUCUAAACCAGGUCUAAACCAGGUCUAAACCAGGUCUAAACCAGGUCCAAACCAGGACUAAACCAGGACUAAACCAGGACUAAAACCAUUUAUUAACCAGGUCCAAACCAGGUCUAAAACCAGGACUAAACCAGGAUUUAACAGGACUAAAUCCUGCUGUGUGGACGUGUUUCUUUGUUUUCUAUAAAUAAUAUUUUUAAUUUG